AUGGCAACAAUUACUAGCACACAGACUCUUCCAAGUACAGCAAUCGAACUUCCGACUCUCGGCCCCAACGCUGAACGUCGUAAUGUCCACGCCUCGGACUCUCAACCCGAGGCAGAUGAAGUGAUGCAACAAUCUCUCCUGGCAGACUCCCAAGUCCCCGACGGUGGCUAUGGCUGGGUCCUCAUCUCCGCAUGCGCAGUCGUGACAUGGUGGUUCGUCGGCGUAUCCUACACAUGGGGUGUGAUGCAAGCCGCCCUAGUUGAUGAACUGGGAUAUUCGUCUUCGACACUAGCAUUCGUGGGAUCAUUAUGUCCCGCUUGUAUAUCCUUGCUGGCCGUGCCUAAUGCGACUCUUAUACGCAAGAUUGGCGCGAGAAUCACAGCACUAAUGGGAAUUUUCUUGCUUGGGCUUGGGAGUAUUUUGUCCGGAUUUGCGGUGCAUAGUGUUGCGGGGUUGUUUAUGACGUGGGGGUUUGUUGGAGGUCUGGGGACUAGUUUAUGUUUUAUGGUCGUUUCUGUGACACCGGCGCAGUACUUCAAAGCUAAGCGUGGGAUCGCUAAUGGGAUUGUUUAUGCUGGUGGCGGUCUUGGUGGUACGGUUAUCAGCUUCAUUCUGAAUGCGCUGCUGGAGAAUGUUGGAAUUGCCUGGACAUUCAGAAUUCUGGGGAUCAUGAUUCUCGCUACGGGAUUGCCAGCUGCGUACCUGAUCAAGGAACGAGCCCCGAUCCGUCCAACAAAGAUGGUUGAGUGGAGUCUCUUCCGUGAUGUCCGGUUCGCAAUGCUCUGGCUUACUGGCGCCAUCGGCACAUUCCCUCUGUUCGUGCCAGCCUUCUUCCUCCCCCUCUACACAAACUCCUUAGGUCUCCCUUCUAGCGCUGGCGCUGGUCUAGUAGCGGCCUUCAACUUUUCCUCCGCAAUUGGACGUCUAUCCUGCGGUUUUGCAUGUGACAAGUUCGGCGCCAUGAACACUCUAUUUAUAUCAUUGCUGCUCAGUGCCCUGAGCCUUUUUGUGCUGUGGCCCGUCUCCAACUCCAUCGGACCACUAAUUGCCUUUGUGGUUAUUAAUGGAUCUGCCAAUGGCGGUUUCUUUUCUACUAUGCCCACCGUGGUUGGGAAUGUGUUUGGAUCGGCAAGAGUGUCGGUUGCGGUUGGAAUGAUCGUUAGUGGGUGGCUUGGAGGAUAUCUUAUGGGAGCUCCGAUUGCUGGUUAUAUCCUGAACGCUUCGGGUGGAGAAGCGGGUGGUGUUGGUGCUUAUCGACCUGCCAUCUUUUACGCUGGUUCAAUGGCGACGGCUGCUACGAUUUUGGCAGGUAUAGCACGCAUCAAAGUUGACCGGAGACUGAAAAAGACGGUUUGA
Messenger RNA from Penicillium odoratum, 1356 nucleotides. RefSeq lists its product as uncharacterized. The transcript is spliced from 4 exons. NCBI's taxonomy places the organism in Eukaryota, Fungi, Ascomycota, Eurotiomycetes, Eurotiales, Aspergillaceae. Gene Ontology annotation, cellular component: fungal-type vacuole membrane. Bases 1 to 1356 code for a protein of 451 amino acids. Gene Ontology annotation, molecular function: transmembrane transporter activity. The record is from RefSeq and is a predicted model, not a curated record. Gene Ontology annotation, biological process: transmembrane transport.